Messenger RNA from Drosophila arizonae, 298 nucleotides. RefSeq lists its product as uncharacterized. The record is from RefSeq and is a predicted model, not a curated record. Lineage: Eukaryota; Metazoa; Arthropoda; Insecta; Diptera; Drosophilidae.
AACAAUAAAACAAAACAAGGAUGGAAAAAUCUAAGAAAUCAAAGACGGUAAAGAAAACGAAAGACAAUUCAAUCACAGUGAAGCUAACUAAGACUAAACAGAAGCAAAAGGAAGUCAACCGCGUGCUAAAACUUAAGCAUGAAAUAUUGCUCAAAUCGGAAGUUUCGUAUUUGGAAUAUAUAGAAAUGCGUUCAGAACUGGAAAGACUGAAUGCAUUAAAGGAGACAUUUACGCGCCGACUGGAAAAAUUAAAACAACAGGCCAAGUAGUUGAAAAAUAUUUUAUAACUGUAGUCUUG